AUGUCUGCAGAAACAACCUACGAAAUCCCAGAAACCCAGUACGGGUGCAUCUUCUACGAGAACGGGGGCCCGAUCGAGUACAAGAAGAUCCCUGUGCCUAAGCCUAAGCCUACGGAGAUCCUCAUCAAGGUGCUCUACUCCGGCGUGUGCCACACAGACUUGCACGCGUGGCACGGCGACUGGCCCUUGGACGUGAAGCUUCCGCUCGUGGGCGGGCACGAGGGCGCCGGGGUGGUGGUCGCCAAGGGCUCGAACGUGACGAGCUUCGAGAUCGGCGACCUCGCCGGCAUCAAGUGGCUCAACGGGUCGUGCAUGGGCUGCGAGUUCUGCGAGCAGGGCGCCGAGCCAAACUGCCCCAAGGCAGACUUGUCCGGCUACACGCACGACGGCUCGUUCCAGCAGUACGCCACCGCAGACGCCAUCCAGGCCGCCCACAUCGCCAAGGGCACCGACAUGGCCGGCGUGGCGCCAAUCUUGUGUGCCGGUGUGACGGUGUACAAGGCGUUGAAGACCGCCGACCUCAGCGCCGGCCAGUGGGUCGCCAUCUCCGGUGCCGGCGGUGGAUUGGGCUCCCUCGCCAUCCAGUACGGUAAGGCCAUGGGCUUGCGGGUGCUCGCCAUCGACGGCGGCGACGACAAGAAGCAGUUGUGCGAGUCGCUCGGCGCAGAGGUGUUUGUCGACUUCACCAAGUCCAAGGACAUUGUCAAGGACAUUGUCGACGCCACCGGCGGCGGUGCCCACGGUGUCAUCAACGUGUCCGUCUCCGAGAAGGCCAUUGCCCAGUCCUGCCAGUACGCACGGAUCUUGGGCAAGGUGGUCCUCGUCGGCUUGCCUGCCGGCGCCCAGGUCAAGACCCCGGUCUUCGACGCCGUCGUCAAGUCCAUCCAGAUCAAGGGCUCCUACGUCGGAAACAGACAGGACACCUCCGAGGCCUUGGACUUCUACUCCAGAGGCCUCGUCAAGUCCCCAAUCAAGGUGGUGGGUCUCUCCGAGUUGCCUCAUGUUUUCGAGAUGAUGGAGCAGGGCAAGAUCUUGGGCAGAAUGGUCUUGGACACCUCCAAGUGA
Messenger RNA from Pichia membranifaciens NRRL Y-2026, 1065 nucleotides. RefSeq lists its product as hypothetical. The record is from RefSeq and is a predicted model, not a curated record. Gene Ontology annotation, molecular function: zinc ion binding; oxidoreductase activity. The transcript has a single exon. NCBI's taxonomy places the organism in Eukaryota, Fungi, Ascomycota, Pichiomycetes, Pichiales, Pichiaceae. Bases 1 to 1065 code for a protein of 354 amino acids.